CUUCUUCUCUUUCAUUGUCCCUGUCCCACCCUAUUCCUGUGUGAAAAAUCAUGACUCUGUUCCAUAUUAUCUUUCUCCAUCAUCACCACCCUCUCCCUUCUCAAAUUUCAAACCUAAUCCCUCUAAGAAUUCAUCCCCAUUAACUACCCUAAUCACUUGAUUUACCUCCUUUUCAUAUUUAUGUAAAUUUAUAAAUUGUAAUUGUCAAUCCUUUUGUUAUCUCAAAGUGAAACUAUUUCGUUCCAUGAUUCACCUUUUCCCUACCACCACACCGUAAUCUGUUCUGUAUGUAUAUAUGUGCUUAUUCUGCUCGCAACCCCACUUCCUCUGUUUUACUCUUUCUUUUCUGUUCAAUCUUAAUUGUAGGGUUUUCUUUUAUCUUCUUUUUUCAUUAAUUUCUGUUUCUAUUUUCUUGAUCUUUGUGCUCUUUGAUCUCUCAUCCUUUUUUUCUCGCUUUUUUAAUUUCAAAUUCGAAAUAAGUGUUCUCUGUUUAUCUCAUUUCCCAUGUAUAAAUACUUAUCCAAAAUCAAAUGGCUUUUCGGUCUCUUUAAGCUUUUUCUCGGGGGUUUUCUGUUAAAAAAAUGUUAAUUUAUCUUCAUUUGAUUAAUUUUAGUAUCAUUUAGGAUCGCUACUCCUUUUGUAAUAAUUUAAAUUCCCUUUCUUCCAGAAUCUUCUUCUUCUUCUUCUUCUUUCUUGAAACUUUAGUUCCCUUGUCCUUUUUGACUAUAAGUAAGUGAUUUGGCUGAUUAUAUGGCUAAUCAGCCUCUACCGGCGACUCCUGGUCCGAGCUCGGGUCCGGGUCCGGGUAUGGGUCUUGGUGGAUUUCAGUAUAUGAAUUCUCCAUUUGGGGAUACCACGUUCACUAAAGUCUUCGUUGGAGGGCUGGCCUGGGAAACACAGAGUGAAACCAUGAGGCGAUAUUUUGAGCAAUUCGGUGAAAUUCUCGAGGCUGUUGUCAUCACCGAUAAGAACACCGGCCGAUCCAAAGGAUACGGUUUUGUGACUUUCCGGCAUCCAGAGUCUGCUAGGAGAGCUUGUGCUGAUCCAAAUCCAAUUAUUGAUGGGAGAAGAGCGAAUUGUAAUUUGGCUUCACUUGGACGCCCUCGUCCCUUCCUGCCAUUUGGACGUCUUAGAUCUCCUGCACCGCACCUUGGAGGGCUACCAGCUGCCAGGGGUCCUUAUAUUGGAAGUUUUGGCUACCAGCAAACACCCACCUACGGUUACCAGCAAGGAUUGAUGUAUUCUCCAUAUGGGUAUGCUGCAUACAGUCCAGAAUAUGCUUAUCUACAGGGUGUAUACAAUCCUUAUGGAGGUCAGCAAUACCUUCAAAUUUAUGGUGUUCCUGGAGCAGUAAAUACAACUAUGCAUCCUUACAGCUCUUUGAGCCAAGCUGUUCCAGGAAGUCACAGUUUUAUGACAUUGCAGGGAUAUGCAAUGUCUGGUCAUCCGAUUGUUCAGUUUAGUGGGCCAAGCGUCACUGCAAUGGCAACUACGUCUGUUCCAGCACCAUUCCCUACUGCAUUUUGGUUGUAUCAGGUGCUGCAGCACCUAUUACACCACAGCCACAAUUCAUACUAUCUUCUCAUUCUCCUCAAUUCAUGCAAGGUAGCAGUUCUGACCAAAACGCUGGGUGAGGGGUUGAUCAAGGUUCCCUUAGAUUGCAGCAGGACUAAGAACAGCAGUACUGCUACUUGAGUGGCGGGCUUCAAAUCUAGCCUUGCAAAUCAUCCAUUUUGCAUUCUAGAGGUCUUACAUUUUCGUGCUCACCAUAGAACUCAGUGUCCGAGUUGCUCCUGAUGGAGGAGAGAAAAAAUGGAAAUGUGCGAAUCGCACUUCCUUCAAACAUCAUGUAUCUAAACUGCCGUUUUCUGUCACUAUUCUGGAUUACUGGCAGAUAGUGAUGGGUUGAUGGUUGCUGGAAUCGGGUUCCGGCUCCCAUUCCCAUGUAUGUAAAAAUGAAAAAUCAGGGUUAGAAUCAACAUAUGAUUCUUUAACAGUAGAGUCCGUCCGAGCAUUUUGGGCGUGUGGUCUCUGGUGUCUGUGUUUGGUACAAUUCUGCAUUAUAAUUAAAAGUUGGGUCUACAUCUUGUGCAUAACUACAUUUGUUAGGCUUUUUAUUGGAUCAUUCUCUAUUCCGGAUUAUUUUAGAGCUUAACUUCAGAAUAUGAAAGGCUCGCUAUUUACAUCUGGUA
Molecule: messenger RNA, 2192 nt
Organism: Olea europaea var. sylvestris
Lineage: Eukaryota; Viridiplantae; Streptophyta; Magnoliopsida; Lamiales; Oleaceae
Product: RNA-binding protein 38-like
Exons: 8
Coding region: 751-1695 (314 amino acids)
Molecular function (GO): RNA binding
Source: RefSeq, a predicted model, not a curated record